Batrachochytrium dendrobatidis JAM81 is the source of this 2985-nucleotide messenger RNA. RefSeq lists its product as uncharacterized. The transcript is spliced from 13 exons. The coding region runs from base 1 to 2985 and encodes 994 amino acids. Gene Ontology annotation, biological process: snRNA 3'-end processing. NCBI's taxonomy places the organism in Eukaryota, Fungi, Chytridiomycota, Chytridiomycetes, Rhizophydiales. Gene Ontology annotation, cellular component: integrator complex. The record is from RefSeq and is a predicted model, not a curated record.
AUGAUCUAUGUGUUCUUGGUAGACACAAGUGUGUCCAUGAACACUAUGUUUUCAGACAGACUAUCUGUACUGGAGGUUGCCAAGGCUGGAGUUGAGCAUUUUUUCAAGUGGGAGCUUCGCAAACCACAACGGAAUAACAACAAAUACAUGCUGGUCACGUACCAAGAUUUUCCUGCAGGGUUUAAAUCGAUUCUUACAGAUGACGAAAAAGUUUUAUUAGAGGCCACAAAAACCUUGAAAGCUACUGAUAUGUCAACAGCCGGACCAGCCAUGGCAUCUAUAUUUGACUAUUUAGCUGCUUAUCGUUUACGUAACAAAAUAGAUCCACCUGGCGUGGGUCGGUUUCCUGGAGGUCAUGAAUCUACACUUAUUUUUUGGUUUACUGACGGUUCAGGAUAUAGUGGACCAGCAGGCGUUGAAGACAACAUCAAUAUUCCUGGAUCGCGACUGAGUGGUUUGGAAUAUUCCGUUGAGCCAUUUAGAUGGGAGCAACGACUGUAUACAAUCGCUCUAAUGCCAGAAUCAGUUCCUGUUUCGUCACAUCUUACAGCCAUGAGUGAUGUCAUGGGAGGAAAAUUAUGGAAAAUUAGUUCGUCAAGACAUUUGCUAAAGUGUAUAGAAAACUGUCUUGGGGCUAAACAACAAAACGCUACAAAUCAAGGAAUUCCUCCAUUGCAUCCCAUCUCACAUAUUGAAGGCGUUUCAGUGAUCAUGGCGCCUCAUCCAGCAAAUUCCACGCCAAAAUUCAAUCAAGAAAUGCUGUUCAUCUAUGCAAACAUCACUGCAUCAAAGUGGUUUCCUAUUCCAGAGUCGUAUUGGCCUGAGAGUAUGCUCAGUAAAGAUAUACUUCGUCUUCCAAGAAGAAAAGCACACCCAACAAUCAUGGUACUACAAAGAGAUGAGUACCACUCAAUUUACGACGGGUUUCCUGUGGAUCGGUUUAGCAUGGAGCAAACUAGUCUAUGCCAAGAGUUGCUCAAAAAACGUGCUGGCACAUGCUGGACAAUUUUUAUUGAGAAUAGUCACCACCAGCCAGGACCUGGGCUCCCCUUUGGGUUUUUAAAAGUUAGCGGAGCAGGAAACUCGGUCAAUAUCUACAUCCUUCCCUACAACUUUCCUAAGCUAUUUAAACUUUUAAACGAUGCCAAAAACUUUCGAAAUGGCGCAAUUCCAGACAUAUGGACACAAGCAUUCAUACUGUAUAUGCGAAGCGUGCCAUGCUACUAUCAUCAGCCCAUUCGAAAUGCUUUAAACCAUUUGAAUCUGUGGUACUUGUGGCCAAAAAAUUUUGCUGUGCCAUUGGUCAUGUCAAAAAUAGUCGAUUUGGGAGAAAAGAUUGCUCGGCAGGCACAUAUGGAACACCAAAAACUGGUUUCAUCAAUCAUGCAGCUUCGGGAUACGGGAAAGGCUAAACAAUUACAAAAAAAAGUUGAUGUGGGAUUGAAUCUUUCUCAAACUGCAAAUUCAUCUGAUUUAAUUGGCACUUUGGGAACAACCAAGGGAAAAAACGAUGUUUCUGAUAUCAAGAUUGCUGAAAAUGUGUUUGAUGUGCCCAAAUCUGGCAUGCUUGGAAUACUCGACAAUGCACUGAAACUCAUAUUUGCGCCAAGUAAAGCACUUGGUGUAUCAGGCCGUAGGCUUUCCCAGCGCGAUCAAGAUGCGUUGCACACCUUGCCAAUCUCACAAAUGGGUAACUAUACAUCGGCCAUGAAUGCUAUGCAGAUAUUACGAAAUCCUCUCGAGGAUGAAAAUGAAGCUGCUGAGCGCGAGCGUACUCUAUUUGGCAAUCCCUAUGCAAAACGACAACCUACUCCACCACCACCUACAUCAUCAAACAAGGGAAUACCUAUUGAUCCCGUAUCCACAUCUAUGGAUGAAGCAGACGAAGAAGCCUCGCAGUUUAAUGAUGGAGAGGGAGGUGAGCUGCCACUUGUGCCUUCCAUGGAGUCGCCCAGCUCAGCGUUACGGCGAAGAAGACUUUAUCCACGCAGACGAUCCAUAUCUACCUCUUCUGUGGGAUCUUCUGGAAAAUAUGAUCCCUGUACACCCGGUUCACCUUUUUCCGUAGCCUCUAGUAGCAUAUCAACGACUUCCAGUACUUUUUCGAUUGCAAAAGUACCGCGAUUGACUCAUGCUACUAUGCCUGUAAUCCUUGUUCCACAGCUGAAAUAUCUGGAAUGGAAUCACAUUGCAAGUGGAAAAUUUGAUUUGGCAAAACAAAUGAUAGAUAUCAGAAAUUGUUCUCGGCCUUUUCUGGAUUCCAAUGCAUCCAAGCAAUCUUCAGAUAAUCAUACACUGAGCUUGGAAAAAAGUGUAGAUAAAAUGAUUCCAAGCCAAACCUUGCCUGUUGAGCCCACUGAUGACACGCUUCAAGAUGCUGAUUUGUUGUUGGAUACUGCUCCGACUGAUAUCAUGUCAAAAGACAUUCCACAAUCAUCGCCAGAUGAUCCAAGUCUUGGUGCAUUGAAUACGAGCUCAAAAAACAACACAUCUGAGACUUUACCAGCAGAAUUAUGGGAAACGUUGGAUACCAUAUCUGAUGUAGGAUUAAAUGAGUACGAUCCAGCGAUGCAGAUGGAUAGUGUAUAUCCUGAUUCGUGCAAUGACCUGAAUUCGGGGACAGAUACAGAGUCGCUACUAAAACGAAGACUGGACUUUCCAAGUAUGUCUGAAACUAAAAUAGCACGAAAAGAUAGUACAAUGAAUAUCCCUGAGCGUAAUUUGACAUCAAUAGUCAGCUGGGAUGCCAAUCUUAAAUCAUGGCCAGAUAUUCGUUUGCAUCUUCAUAGACUGAUUGCAAAAUGGCCUAGUGAAUAUAAUGAGUUGUAUACAUGCUUAAAUAUGGAUAAACUUGCUGUGACUGAUAUUCUUGAUGAUGAUCAGAAAAAAAAGGGUCUUGCGCAUUUCUACCAAGUGGCAAAGUCAUUUAAACGAUAUUCACUUGCUCAGCAUAUUGAAAAUAUUAUUGCUGGUCAGUUGGAUUAA